This is a messenger RNA of Ahaetulla prasina, 2118 nucleotides long. RefSeq names its product heterochromatin protein 1 binding protein 3 (gene HP1BP3). Gene Ontology annotation, biological process: heterochromatin organization; nucleosome assembly. The record is from RefSeq and is a predicted model, not a curated record. Gene Ontology annotation, cellular component: nucleus; nucleosome; chromosome. Gene Ontology annotation, molecular function: nucleosome binding; DNA binding. The transcript has 13 exons. The coding region runs from base 283 to 2010 and encodes 575 amino acids. Lineage: Eukaryota; Metazoa; Chordata; Lepidosauria; Squamata; Colubridae.
CACGUAUUUUUAAUACCGGCCGACUUGAGACUUGGAUGCCCGCAGAGAGGAUUCAGAUGCUCCUUUGGUUAUCUUUUAGCUUAGGAUCCCACCUCUCUUUCUUUCUCACCCCCACCUGAUUUAUCACAACUGACAGCUCCCAAUGAUGUGAUCCCUGCAGGGGUUUCCUUUUGGGGAAAGGGAUAUUGCUGCUGUCGUGAGGAAGUCCUCCUUUCCCUUGAGGUUAAGCCCUGGGCCUCCAAAGUGUGUUCCCCUCACCUUGAGGCUAGCCAUUAAUUUUAAAUGGCGACUGAGCUGUCUGAAGCCGAUCCCGCACACCGUAAGGCAGUUCCACUCUUAACAGGAGCUCCCCUGGACAAGUUGAGUGAGACAGUCGAAGACGGAGCCAUGCCGAUCCGCCGAGCGGUGAAUGCUUCUUCUCGGGAAACUCCUCCCAAAAGCAAGUCUGCUGAAGCUGAGGAAACCAAGCCAGAACCAGAUGUCAGCUCGGAGGAAUCCGCCUCCACCGUGGAAGAACAAGAGAAUCAGGCACCCCCGGCUGCCCCCACCGAGACAGAGCAGCCGAAGGAGGCCGAGGAGGAGGAGAAGGCAGAUGUGAAGCCUGCCAAGGAAGCCAAGAAGGAGGAGAAGGAUGCGGAGAAGGAGAAGGAGAAAGAGAAGAAAGUGAAGAAGACCAUUCCCGCCUGGGCCACUCUUUCGGCCAGCCAGUUAGCCAGAGCGCAGAAACAGACACAGAUGGCAGCUUCCUCUCGGCCCAAGAUGGAUGCCAUUUUGAUCGAAGCAAUCAAAGCGUGCUAUCAGAAAGGCGGGGCGUCGGUGGUCGCCAUCCGAAAGUACAUCAUCAGCAGGUACACUUCGCUGGACCUGGAGCGGAGGGGGUACCUCCUGAAGCAGGCCCUGAAGAGGGAGCUCGAGCGGGGGGUCAUCCGGCAGGUGAAAGGGAAAGGAGCGUCUGGAAGCUUUGUGGUGGCCCCCAACUCAGGGAAAGCGGGCUCCAAGGCCAGAGACCGGAAGCGGAGCUUGUCAGCCUCCAGCGCAGAGCAGCACGUGAAGCUGGAGGACGUUCUCCCGCUGGCCUUUACCCGCCUCUGCGAGCCCAAGGAGGCCUCCUACAGCCUGAUCAAAAAAUACGUCGCCCAAUAUUACCCCAAGCUGAAGGUGGACAUCCGGCCCCAGCUGCUGAAGAAUGCCCUGCAGCGGGCAGUGGAGAAGGGUCAGCUGGAGCAGAUCACGGGCAAGGGUGCUUCUGGCACCUUCCAGCUGAAAAAGUCGGGGGAGAAGCCGUUGCUGGGCGGGAGCCUGAUGGAGGACGCCAUCCUCUCCGCCAUCGCCGCCAUGAACGAGCCCAAGACCUGCUCCACCACCGCUCUCAAGAAAUACGUCCUGGAGAAGCACCCUGGCACAAACUCCAGCCUCCAGGUCCACCUCCUGAAGAGGACUCUGCAGAAGUGCGAGAAGUACGGCUGGAUGGAACAGAUCUCCGGGAAGGGCUUCAGUGGCACCUUCCAGCUGUGUUUCCCCUACUAUCCAAGCCCCGGCAUUCUGUUCCCCGAGAAACAGAAGGAGGACAAGGAGGAAGAGGAGGAGGAAGAGGAAGAGACAGAUGAUGACGAUGACGAGGAGGAAGAGGAGGAGGAAGAGGAAGAAGACGAGCCGCCUCCAAAGAAGAGGAUGCCAAAGCGGCCCCCACCCAAAGCCCGGAACAGAGCCCCUCCCGUGGUGAAGCGACGGGAGGCCAAGCCCGCCGCCCGGAAGGCUCCUCUGGCGCACCGUGGAAAAGCGAAGCCUCCGCCGCCGCCUCCUCCUCCUCCUCCUCCUCCUCCACCCCCCAAGGCUAAGAAAGGCAAAGCCGUGCCUCCCCGGCCGGCUGUCAAGAGCCUCUCCAGCACCAGCCCGGCUGCCAAGAAGAAGCCGGCCGCGGCGGCUGCGGCAAGCGCCAAGCGGGACCGGAAGCCUUCCGGGAAGAAAAGCAAGACUACCAUGCGGAAGUCGCUGAGAGCAAAGAAGUAGCCGGUGGGUGGGUGGAUGGAUGAUGGGCAGGGGCACCCCUUCUUUUAUAAGUACAGCCCCCCCCCCCGUUCUGUUUGUAAUUUAGUUCUGAGGCUUCACUAUCUCUGU